AAAAGAGAAAGAGAAAGAGGCGUUUUGAUGCACUUUACUCUUUUUGUCUGAAUCUUAAUCGUCUCAAUUCACACAACCUCAUCUCAUCUCAUCCUCGUCAGCUUCUCUUCGAUCUUCUAUUUGUCUUCUUCAAUCUUCAAUCUUGGAUCUUACUUAUUGUUCUUCCACUCAACUCUGUCACGAAGCUGAUUGCUUGGAACCGAAGAAAGAGAAGACGAACAAUGGCAGAAAUGGCAAUCUCAGGAGCAAUAACUGCAAUUAACAAGGUACCGUUUCUCUACAAAAUAUGUUCCGCCGGCGACCGUCAAAACAUUGAAGAAGUAAGAAACUGGUUGAAUACUAUGAUAGCUUACCUGAAGGACACGGAAGCAAGAGAAGAUACAGCAGAUUGUAAGGAUCGAGUUCAACGAUUGCAAGAUUUAGCAUAUGAGACUCAAGAUGAAAUUGAAGAGUUCAUGUAUGAAGUUCCUGAACACUUCCAUCAUAGUCGGAUCACGAAAUUUCUUCACGAGGUUGCUCACUCUGUUAAGGACGUUCCUCCACUGAGGCGAUUUUCCUCCCGCAUGGCAGAUAUCAAGAAAAAAGUCGACGACAUCACAGACUUUGAUAUACUACAGCUGGAGAGGUGUCAGGGACUUAUAAUUCAUUUUCCAGGAAUGACCAUCAUGUUCUUGAUCGUGUUUUAAGGGAAGAUCAGCCACUUCUUGAAGUAAUUUCAGUAAUCGGAGACCCGGGUUCAGGUGAAUCCACUGUUAUCCACGAAGUCUUUGAAAUGGUCAAAAAUAGUUUUGAUUGCAAUGUGACGACUUGUUAGAGGAACUUUGUCAGGCACUGGAAUUACCUUUCGACCCAGGAAGACCAAAAGAAAGGAGUUUGCAGUCUCAUUUACAACCAAAAAGAUUCAUCCUUGUCUUUGAUGGUAUUUGGUCUGAAGAUCAAUGGCACCGCAUUAAAAAGUUACUUCCUUGUAAUAUAAAACAGGCAGUAAAAUAAUCAUCUCCACUCGUAAUCGCAAUUUAGCUUCUUAUUGUACAAGCUCUCAUGAUUAUAUCUAUGAUCUCAACCUUAGUCCAUUAGCAUCGGAAGAGGCUUUGGAGCUCUUUUGUAAGAAGGUCUUUCAAGGUGAUAAAUGCCCGGAUCAUUUGGUUGAUUGGUGUAAGAAAAUUAUGAGAAGAUGUGAAGAAUCACCUCAGGCAAUUUCUUAUCAAAAAGAAGAGUGCCACUUAAUGAGACGGAGUUUAAGAAAGUACUUGAGAUCCUUGAAUUUGAUCCAGGUCAUCGUCUCUCUCUUUCCUGCUAUAGAAUUUUCUUGCAUAGUUAUUACCAUCUAUUGCCCAACCUCAACCUCAGGUCUUGUUUCUUGUACUUUCACAAUUUUCCCGAGGAUCAAUCUGUUACACGUGGAAGACUAAUCCACCAAUGGAUAGGUUGCGGGUUCAUUGAGAAAAAAGAAGGUAAAACUCUGGAGCAGGUGGCAAAUGAGUACUUAGAUGAGCUAGUUCAAAUGAGCAUGGUUCAGGUGACCAGGCGAGAUUUUGAAGGACGAAUAAGGAGUUGUCGAGUUUCUAAUCUUGCAAGAGGGUUCAUCCUUUCCGUGUCUGAGAAGGAGAACUUCAUUAAUGUUCUUAGAAGUCCAAGUGCCAGUUUGGGAGGUGGGAAAACCCGUCGCUUAUCUCUUCACAAUUGCUUCCCCUCCAUGCUACAAAGGACAAACCUCUCUUAUGUUCGUACCUUUUCUAUGUUUGGGGUAGACAAUUUUCAGAAUCAAUGGCCCAUGAACUUUUCAAAAACUUCAAGUUGAUGACAAGUCUAGACCUGGAAAAUGCAGGCUUGCAACAUUUUCCAGGAGAAGUUGUCAACCUCACCCUCCUAAGGUACCUAAGUUUGAGGAGUACAAGGAUUGAUUCAGUUCCAAAUUCUAUUAAGAAGCUUCAGAACCUAAUGGUUUUGAACCUUAGAAAUACUCUUAUCACCAAGUUGCCCAAGAAGACUCUUGAACUUCCUAAGUUGCUCUAUUUGUUUGUUGGUUGCCCAUAUGUUGAUGUAGGAGCACAAGUGUAUCCAGGAGUUAAGUGUUCCACUUCGUUGCAGAAGCUGUCACUUAUCAAGGCAAACUAUAAGGAAACAAGCAUUGUUAAAGAGUUGGGGAACUUCAUUGAUCUGAGGAAACUAGGGAUCACAGAACUCAAGGAAAUAGAAGGAAAAGAUUUGUGUGCAUCCAUUGAGAAGAUGAAGCAUCUUUAUUCUUUGUCUGUGAGCUCAGCUGGCAAAGAGGUGUAUCUUGAUUUGAAAGACAUGAAAAAGUCUCCUCAACUGCUUGAAAAACUAUCUCUUGGAGGGAGAUUGAAGGAAAUUCCAGCAUGGGUUGGUGAACUCUAUAAUUUGUAUAAAAUUGAGCUCAAAUGGUCAAAACUGCAAAACAGCCCACUUGAGGCCCUUCAUGCUUUGCCUUCUCUAAAGGAGCUACAUCUCUAUGCUGCUUACACUGGUGCAUUUCUGGUAUUUAAUGCUCAAUCAUUUCUAGAAUUGAGGAUACUAGAAAUUGAACAAUGCGAUCAGUUAAUCGAGGUAGUGAUUCUAGAACAAGCACUGCCUAAACUUCAGAAGCUGAUUAUAAUAAAUUGUCACUGCCUAGACAUGGUGCGCAUAACAAAAAAUAUGCGAAGCCAGCUGGAGGAAGUGCGUGUUUCACAGGACUGUGUUAGAAUAAUAGAAGAAUGAAAAUCAUUGUGGCUGAAGCACCUUUGUGAUUGAGAUUGAAAGCUCUGAGAGAAGAAUUGAUGUAACAGUAUAUUCAUGGAGUUGCGGAGGCUGGAUUAUUAACUAUUUAUGUAAUUCUUGGAAUUUUUCAUUGCAUUUGCAGACCUUUUGUUAUUAGAGAUUUCUAUUAUGUUAUUUUCUAUGGAUUUUCUAAGAGUGCUUGUAUUUUCCCAUAAAAAAAAGAGUGCUUUUUUUAUUUUAGAGAUUUUAUUGUGGAUAUAUUUUGACCUUGAUUCUUAACAAGGUUUAACUUUGCUUGAUAUAUUUAUGUGUUGGAAUAAUUUUGUA
Messenger RNA from Quercus robur (English oak), 3048 nucleotides. RefSeq names its product disease resistance protein RPM1-like. The record is from RefSeq and is a predicted model, not a curated record. Bases 1768 to 2721 code for a protein of 317 amino acids. The transcript is spliced from 2 exons. NCBI's taxonomy places the organism in Eukaryota, Viridiplantae, Streptophyta, Magnoliopsida, Fagales, Fagaceae.